Colletotrichum destructivum is the source of this 270-nucleotide messenger RNA. RefSeq lists its product as uncharacterized. The record is from RefSeq and is a predicted model, not a curated record. Lineage: Eukaryota; Fungi; Ascomycota; Sordariomycetes; Glomerellales; Glomerellaceae. The transcript has a single exon. The coding region runs from base 1 to 270 and encodes 89 amino acids.
AUGUUCCCGAGCCCGAGCAGGGAGGCAAUGCUGGCGUUGGAGAAACGACGUCUCGCGGAGAAGGUUGUAAGGUUGUUCCAUGUUUUAGAGCUGCCAUACAAGCGCGGGCGGUACUUUGACGAUCUCAACGAGCUGGCUACCGAGUACGUUUUGGACGCGGCAGCCGACGACACGCUUCUACAGGCCUUCCCGUUCGAAUGGGUUAUGAAACUCGUCGCUACCCGACGGUGGAAGCUGGAGAAGUACGGUAGGACGGAAGCUGUCUGGUGA